UAGACCAAUAAAUAAGCAUAUACACUAAACCCACAAAAUAACCCAGAUGAUAUAUAUUGGUAGAUCAAUCGAUCAUCACUAUACAACAAUGACAAAAACAUUGGAGAUUGAUUUGAGAUCAGCAGAAGGGCUCAAGCUAAACCGGAGACCCAUCAAGAAAAAGACUCUCUGCGUCGUAACGAUCGACGAGAAAUCUCGAAAAUCUAAUCUUGACGAAUCAAGAAGAAGCAAUCCAACAUGGAACUAUAAAUCAGAGAUACCCAUCAAUGGUAAUGUACAGUUUAUCACCAUUGAGGUAUUUUAUCGAACAGGUUCUGGGCAUGAGAAAAAAAUCGGUGAAGCUAAAAUCCCGACGAAAGAUUUCAUGGGAAGGUAUUCACCAGAAGGUCAUUUAAACUUCUUGAGCUAUAGAUUGAGAGAUGAGUUUGGUGAUAAGUGUGGGAUCGUCAAUCUUUCGAUUUUAGUUAAAUCGGAUCCCACCACCGUAACGACGGCGAUAAGAGAUUAUGGAGCAUGUUCGUCGCAAGCGGCGGAUACUGGGUUGUGGAGACCGAGAUCGGAGACGCCGUCAAUUGAUGGAUAUGGAGGCCGGACUGUUACCGGAGUUCCGGUUUGGGGUGUGUAUCAACGGCAAUUUUAACUUUUUUUUUUUUGGGCUGAGAACAUAUUAUUAAUUCUUCGUCUUUGUUCCAUAUAUAGAUUUUCCCAAUUUUGGAAUUGAGGAACAAAGAUGUGUGAUUAAUUUUUUUGUUAUAUACUCACGAAACAAAAGUUGAAAAUAGAAAAGUCAAAUUUGU
Arabidopsis arenosa is the source of this 797-nucleotide messenger RNA. Lineage: Eukaryota; Viridiplantae; Streptophyta; Magnoliopsida; Brassicales; Brassicaceae. The record is from the annotation of a GenBank genome assembly.